GCAAACAAUCAUGGCCGCCGUUCGAAGCAGACUACACAAAUCUUUGCUUCGAAUUUGUGGCCACUUUAGACAUAAACAAGGUAAUAUCUCAGUGACAGGAGCUUCGUACCACUUUGAUUCUUUCUUAGGAAGAAGACAAGUAAUAUUUCACAUAAGCAAGAACCAGUAUCAUGUGUUGCAACGCCACCAGCAUCCCUGCUGCACAGCUCAUGUCCAGGGAUCACCACUAGGCCACAACACAGGCCUCCAUCUCACCAGGCCUUCGUCCAACAGUCCACAACAUGACAACACAGUGUAUAAUCCAUACAAGUUGGUGGAGGAGGAACUUGGCUCACUUUCUCAGGAUAUCAAAAAGGAAAUAGUAACUGACAGCAAUGAACUGGCUGAAAUAGCUGGUUACUAUUUUGAUGGGAAAGGAAAAGCAUUUCGACCAAUGAUAGUCCUUCUGAUGGCCAGAGCUUGCAACAUACACAAUGAUGCUGGCAACUGUGUACUGCCUGCUCAGAAGAAGAUAGCCAUGAUCACCGAGAUGAUCCACACUGCCAGUCUCGUUCACGAUGAUGUGAUUGAUGCAGCAGAUACGCGACGCAAUAAGUCCAGUAUCAACCUUGUUUGGGGUCAAAAGAAGGCAAUUUUAGCCGGUGACUACAUUCUAUCCAUAGCAUCUAUGGCGCUGGCACGUCUCCGCAAUGAACAAGUUGUUUCUAUUUUAUCUCAGGUUAUAGAAGAUCUUGUUAGGGGAGAGUUUAUGCAAUUAGGGUCCAAAGAAGAGGAGAAUGAAAGGUUUGCUCACUACCUCAAAAAAACCUUCAAGAAGACGGCAAGCCUUUUAGCCAACAGCUGCAAGGCAGUUGCUGUCCUUGGUCGCUGUACAGAAGAUGUUACAGAAAUAGCAUAUCAAUAUGGCAGAAAUAUCGGAAUAGCAUUUCAGCUGAUCGAUGAUCUGCUGGACUUCGUCUCAUGUGAUCAAGUGAUGGGGAAGCCCACUGCUGCUGACCUGAAGCUAGGCCUGGCUACUGCGCCGGUGCUGUUUGCUUCACAGUCUUAUCCAGAACUAAAUGCAAUGAUUAUGAGGAGAUUUUCCCAUGAUGGUGAUGUGGAAAGGGCAAGAGAAAUGGUUGCAAAGAGCGAUGGUGUUGAACAGACACGGCUCCUGGCUAAGCAGCACAGUUUAGAGGCAAUGCGACAGUUGCGACGGCUUGCAAAAUCAGAAAUUCAGAGUAGCCUUUCUCACAUAGCAGAAAUACUGCUGAAAAGGACAAAAUAAUAGUAAUGGUUUGUAGGUGUAUGUUUGAAUUAUAUAGUUGUUACACUCUGAAUGAUUUAUUAUACAUGUAUUGUGAUUAUGAUCCUAUUUUCAAAAAUACAAACUCAUCUUUCCUA
Messenger RNA from Haliotis rufescens (red abalone), 1383 nucleotides. Its product is annotated as all trans-polyprenyl-diphosphate synthase PDSS1-like. Gene Ontology annotation, molecular function: prenyltransferase activity. Gene Ontology annotation, cellular component: mitochondrion; transferase complex. NCBI's taxonomy places the organism in Eukaryota, Metazoa, Mollusca, Gastropoda, Lepetellida, Haliotidae. The transcript is spliced from 10 exons. The record is from RefSeq and is a predicted model, not a curated record. Gene Ontology annotation, biological process: isoprenoid biosynthetic process; ubiquinone biosynthetic process. The coding region runs from base 11 to 1267 and encodes 418 amino acids.